AUGCUGUGGGUGCUGUUGCUGACCCUCCCCUACAUGGGGGGCUCUGUGCCUGUGACCCCAGCUCCCAGCCCAGAAAUUGAGCUUGUGGGCAUCGUGGGAGGACAUGAUGCCCCCGCCAGGAAGUGGCCAUGGCAGGUCAGCCUGUGGAUCCACAACCCAGAAAAUGAGUGGAUGCUUGAAUGUGGGGGCUCCCUCAUCCACCGCCAGUGGGUGCUGACCGCCGCCCACUGUGUUAAAAAGUGAGUGAUUCUCCUUCCCCUGGUGACUGAGGUCAUCGUCCACCCCAACUACAAUCCUAUGCUGAAAGGAGAAGGUGGAGGAGACGUGGCACUUCUCAAACUGGCAGCUCCCGUGAUGCUGUCUGAUCGAGUCAACGUGGUCGCCCUCUCUCAUCCGGAACUCAGGGUCCCUGCAGGCAUGAUGUGCUGGGUGACCGGCUGGGGUGACAUCAGAUUUGAUGUGCCCCUGCCCACGCCCUACCAUCUGCAGGAGGUGGAGGUACCCAUAGUGGAGGAUGCCGUGUGUAGGCGGCAAUAUGGCAAGGUCAAUAAGGUCAUCAAGGAAGACAUGCUGUGUGCUGGGAGCCCAGGCCGGGACUCUUGCCAGGGAGACUCUGGGGGCCCCCUGGUCUGUAACUUGAGGGGCACCUGGCUCCAGGUAGGGGUGGUGAGUUGGGGCCAACGCUGUGGUCUUCAAGGAUUCCCUGGAGUCUAUGCCCGAGUGACCUUCUACUCCAAAUGGAUCCACCACCAUAUCUCUUCAUCUCCUUGA
Molecule: messenger RNA, 771 nt
Organism: Orycteropus afer afer
Lineage: Eukaryota; Metazoa; Chordata; Mammalia; Tubulidentata; Orycteropodidae
Product: mastin-like
Exons: 5
Biological process (GO): proteolysis
Molecular function (GO): serine-type endopeptidase activity
Source: RefSeq, a predicted model, not a curated record